This is a messenger RNA of Empidonax traillii (willow flycatcher), 827 nucleotides long. It is a transcript of the gene VGLL1, whose product is annotated as vestigial like family member 1. Lineage: Eukaryota; Metazoa; Chordata; Aves; Passeriformes; Tyrannidae. The transcript has 5 exons. The record is from RefSeq and is a predicted model, not a curated record. Gene Ontology annotation, cellular component: nucleus. Gene Ontology annotation, biological process: regulation of transcription by RNA polymerase II. The coding region runs from base 57 to 827 and encodes 256 amino acids.
CUUUUCAUUGUGGAGGUUUGUGCUGACACUGAUCAAGGAGCUGUUGGGUUUUAAAAAUGGAAGAAACAAGGAAGCUCUCUCCAAAGCCGUGUAAAAGCAAAGAAGCUGUGAAAACAGAAUGGGGAUCUCAGAGCGUUGUGUUUACCUAUUUCCAAGGGGAUAUCAACAGCGUGGUAGAUGAACAUUUUUCUAGAGCUCUCAGCAAUGCCAAGAACCCACAAGACCUGAGCACAAAGCACAAGGGUGACAAUGUUGUCCUGAAGAACGAUAGCAUGUCUCCCCAUCAGUGGAAUUUCUCAUCACAUUGCUACAAACCGUAUCCGUCAUCUUCCGCAACAAACGUGUCAAAUUCUGACCUGAAUUUUUCGGGUGCUGGUAUGGGAGGCCAAUACCAGCCAUCGGCUCUGCAGAGUCAUCCAACUCAGCCUGCGGACCUGUGGCCCUUCCCUUCGAUUGGGUCUCCCAGUGUCACCAGUUCCGUGUAUCAUCCUGCCCUGCCCAACCUGCACGUGGUGGAUGAACCCAUCUCUGACAGGAAAUACGGUUCUCUUCUUGGUCUUCUGCAACAGGAAAGGUGCCUGACAUCCAUGCAAGAAUGUACCGUGAAGCAACACUCGAGUUGUAUGACUGGACCUGCUAGGUUACAAAAUAUGAGUCAAAGUUCAGCUCCUGGGGGAGAGAGGAAAGGAAGCUCUUACCAAGGCUCAGAAAAUCCCAAUGUAAGCCACACCACUGCAGUUUUUAUACCGUCAGACUGCCACUUCAUGGUGCCUGUUUUUCAUCGGCUGUCCAAGUUUCAGAUCCUAGAAAGACAGAAUACCCCUUGA